Messenger RNA from Pararge aegeria (speckled wood butterfly), 2999 nucleotides. RefSeq lists its product as uncharacterized. The transcript has 8 exons. NCBI's taxonomy places the organism in Eukaryota, Metazoa, Arthropoda, Insecta, Lepidoptera, Nymphalidae. The record is from RefSeq and is a predicted model, not a curated record. The coding region runs from base 118 to 2910 and encodes 930 amino acids.
ACAAAAAAGAGGCUCUGCAAUUUCUAACUUCUUCACUUCUACUAAUUUUAUUAGAAAAUCUCAAUGAUAUGUAGCAAAAUAACUAAUUCUUUGUAGAAAAUAACAUUAUAAACAUUAAUGAAUAUGUCUGCUGACAAUAUCGUUAUGAACUCUUGUCAGUAUACACCCGUAUACUUCAUAGAAGAUCCUGGUGUGAGUCAGGCGAGAUCCUAUUUUAUAGCGCCAAACGAUCAAAACGCGGACAAACCCGUGAGCGAGAGCUUGAAAAGAUUCUACGAAAAUAGCGGUAAAUUGGAAUCUAACCUAACAGUCGCCGAUAACUCAUUCAAACCGAAAAAUAUAAAGAAAAAUGACACCAAUGUCGUCGGAAACAAUCUAAAGCUCGCUAGUUUCCUUUUACCAAAAUGUGAAACCAAAAAUGAAUUAUGCCAACCAAUGUUAACCCCAGUGAACAAUGUAUUGCUAAAACCAGUAUAUAUCUCAAACAACCUCAAUGUAAAUAGCGUAAGCAGUCAAAACCCAGUACCUAAGAUAGAUGUAAACAGUAGGCUUGUUAAACUCAAGGACCUGCCAAACAUUGUAAGAUCUCAGAAUGGAAAAAUAUUGCCAAAGAUUAAACCAAAAGAAAACUGUCCUUCAAAUAAACAGAAACAAAUCACAAUGCAAGCUGUACCACCUGUGCAAUUAGUCAAGUUUGGUGAGACAUACCACAGUCUCAACCAACUAAGCAAUGACCAGAUGAAGAUAGUAAAUCAUGCAUUGAAAAUGUUUAACAACGCACAGGCCAGUCCUCCUGAAGCCGCCUAUGAUCCAGCCACCAACACAAAGUUCAUUUAUAAGGUGGUUUCACAAAAGGAUUUUGUUGAAAGGAAUAAAUUGAAUAAGCAAAUAACUGCGGAAAUAAAGAAAGAACCCAUUAAGUUAGAACAGCCUGAAGUUAUGGAAGAGGAUGAACCAAAAAUGGCUGUUGAGGCAAAAGUUACGCGUAGUGGCAGAGUAGUAAAGUUGCCAAAGAAUAUAAUUGUAGAUGACUCGCCAACAAAACCUAAGAGAAGACCUACUUCGAUAGUCUCAUGCCUCCAGUGCAACUCUAAAUUCAGCAGCCCACAACGUCUACACCGGCACUAUGAGAACCAUCCGAGUCACCUACCAACAAAUCUACACAACAAUCUGUUCCACUGCCUCAUAGCCAUAGUAACAGCUGGCUCGGAGAGCGAGCGAGCUGGUAUACUAGUACAGCAGCUAGAACAACUGGUCGAGAAGUUGAAAUCAUGUGUACCAUGCUUGUUGAAAUGUGACGGUGUGAAAGACAACAUCAGUUUGAUUAGUAAUGAUAUAAGCAAGCUAUUUGGUAUAAACCCUGGCAAGUACAAUUUCAACAUGGAUGCUCUCGGUUGUGAAAAGGACAAGGAUGGUUACUGUAGUCACAACCCGCGACCGUUAAUUACUGUAACGGAUAAUAUUAAACCACAUAUAAUACUAGAAAACAUCAAAAAUAGUGUUUCCAAAGGUCCUAGUAAUAUUUUGAAAGUGAAUUUUCAAGAUCGAAGACCAAAAAUCCUUAGAAAAGUAGAAUAUAGGAAGCAAAAGCUAGAACAAAGUAGUCAUAAUGUCAACGGAAAGAAAAUGAAACUUUCAGAAGAUAAAAAUAGUAAUAGUUUAGAAAUAGAUGAUUUAGUUGCUCUAUUAAGUGAUACAGCAAAGACUGAAAAUAAGGAAUCAAAAGUUAUAGAUGAAGUUAUGUUAAAUGAUCAGAAAGAGAUUACCCUUGACACAGUUGCAGAGAACUCAGAAAAAGUGCCUAAACCACCCCACACACACAUUCAAUUUCAUAGUGCACAUUUCGAUAUCAGAUCGUCGCCGAUUAAACCAACUUCUACAGUAUUUAGAAAAUUUCAAAUCAAUCCUGAAAAGAUGACAAAAUAUAUUGAAAUUAUAAGACCAAUACAAUUAAAUCAAUUGGCACAAGAUGUAGAAAUCGCAGAUAACACAAGUAAUAUUGACACACAAGAGAUUUUUAGUGACAAUAAUAUAAUUUCUUCUAAAGAAUCUGAGACUGACACUACCAAAAAUUGGUGUCAAGAGCCUACAGAUUUCAUGAACCCAAACAAUUUGAUGCAUGCCCAUAUGGAUAACUUUAUGAAGCCAAAUGCUGUAGUAGAACCUGCGUUAUUGCAUGUUAAAAAUAGCCCCACAGCUAAUAAUCAAGUUGCUAAUGAAUUAGUUCACGUUGAAAACGACUCCAAAGUAGCAACAAAACAUAAUGACUUGGCAGACUUUAUGAAAUCUGAUAUCUUCACUAAAGAGUUAUUACAAGUUGAAAAUGACUCUAGAAUAAAUAAAGAUACAAAUUCCACAGAUUUCAUGAAAGAAUUAAUACAUGUUGAUACUACUUGUCAGUUAAAUAAAGUUAAUAAUCGGCCAGAUUUUAUGAAAUGUAAUAUAUCAAUAGAACCACUCUUACUUGCUCAAGAUAACCAUAAGAUAACAAAUAAGAUCACUGAUCAGGUAGAUGAUUUUAUGAAAACCGAUGUCUUAAUAGAUCAAUCAUUACCAUUAUUAGAUACUCAAGAAUGUAAUAUAUCUGAUAGCAAUGAUUAUAUGAAAUCGAAUAUUUCAAUAGAACCUGCUUUAAUACAUAAUCAAGAUGCAAAAGUGGACAAAUUUGCUGAUCAAACACAUAGUUUUAUGAUGUCAAAUGGCUUUAUAGAUCCAACAUUACCUCAUAGUAAUAAUGUUGAUAGAGUAACAGAUGUCACUGAAAACAACGAAAUAGACAUAACUAGUCAAGGACAAUCCAUAAUGAGCUUCUUGGAGUCAUUAGGCAAUGAGCUAGCAUACACUGAGACUGAUAAUAGAAAUAAUCCAGUAGAUUUCCAAUUAGAUUUAUUUUCAUUCAACAAUUCAUAGGCUAAUCUGUAAUAAUGUUUAGAACAAUUUGAUUUACACUUAUUUUUACAAAAUGUAUUUGUUAUUUUAGAUUUAUAUGUAUCAGUACA